Leptosia nina is the source of this 525-nucleotide messenger RNA. NCBI's taxonomy places the organism in Eukaryota, Metazoa, Arthropoda, Insecta, Lepidoptera, Pieridae. The record is from the annotation of a GenBank genome assembly.
AUGCAUCGAACGCCAUCUGGAGCAACCCUCCUACUCAGCCUGCAGUGGGGCGAGCGCAAUAGACUGAUGUUCUCGCUUGCGAAAACUCAGUCUAUAACACUGAAGGGCAAGCUGCAGCGACCGCCCGUUGUCAGGCUUGGGGGGGAAUCUGUCCGGUCGGUGACGUCGGCGAAGCUGCUAGGGGUGGUGUUGGACGACCGUGGCACCUUCGCGGAGCAUGCGGGCGAUAUCGGGGAUAGGGCGGGGCGCUGUUUCGGCAAGAUGUCGAGAGGGACUUACAUCGCUACGAUCACGUACGCGGCGGCUGUAUGGUUCGACAGGGCACUCUCGUAUGUUGUGGCGAGUCGUUUGCUGCGCUCUCAAAGGGCGGCUCUGGUGCUUCUCACCAAAGCCUACAGGACUACCAGCACUCCGGCGCUGGCGAUCUUAGGGAGGGUUCUUCAUGCCAAUCUCGAGGUAUACCGCGCGGGAAAGGUGCAGGCGACGCGUGGGGAUAGGGCGAAGGCGGAGCUCGCGAGGUUUUGA